This is a messenger RNA of Vitrella brassicaformis, 5446 nucleotides long. The record is from the annotation of a GenBank genome assembly. Lineage: Eukaryota; Vitrellaceae.
CACCUCUUUCUCUUAAUCGUGUGGAGGAGCUUUCCAAGCAUGGGCGACCAACAUCUGAUUCAGAGUCGGCAAGCGAACGACAGUCUGGGGUUUUCGUGUAGGUGAAUCGAAUUCAUCCAUCUGCUUGUCUUCCCUAGCUUGCCUUUUGCUUCGUAAUGUCCGCUGCCGGCCGUCCCCGCGAGCGGCCUGGGCCAGACGACGAUGUCAUUUGCUUGGACAUGACUGACGAGGAGGAGGAGAGCGAGAGCAGCGCACGACAGGAACAUGCCCUUCCAGGCCGUCAUGCCACACCCCCGCAGCAGCAGCAAUUGCAGCAGCGCCGGGAGCAGCGAGAGGAUGGAAGUGGGGAUGGCACUGGUGGUGGCGGUGAAGAUGACGGCUCUCCUAGUGCGCUCGAGGAGCAGCAGCUGCUGACGUCGAGGCUGCCAGGAGUGUCCCACAACGUGGAGGUGAGGGGCUGGGGAAGGGAGGAAAAGGUGGGUGGGUUGGUUGACACACGUGUGUCUGGCUGGGGCUUCAGGCUAUUCGUGACGUGCGGCAUCGCAAUGGCCGAUGGGAGUUCCUCGUCAAGUUCACGGUCAGUCAGCUACACGCGCACACACUCUCCCGCACUUUGUCACGGUCGGUAUUACUGGUCCAUUGGCUCUUGCAGGGUCUGCCCGAGAGCUCCAACACGUGGACGCGUGAGACCUGCCUGACGGCUGCGUGCGAUAGGUAAGCACCACACACACACUCGCGCACGCACACGAGGUAUCCUUGGAUCAAUCAGGUAUUUGCUUGACGAGUGGAAGGCCCUGUUCUACGAGCGUGAGAAGGACCAGGAGAAGCGGCGGCACAUCCCCCACCACGACCCCUCCUCCCCCGACCCCUCACCCAUCAUCCGCAAGUCACGCAAGCGCCGCAUCGUCCAGGACUCAGACACUGAGGAUGAGGGGCAGAUGCCUGUGGCAGCACCAGCAGCAGCAGCCGCUGCGGCUGGUGGUGGUGGUAGGGCUGGCCAUCGAGGACGGUCAUAUGUGAGGGGCGGCGAGGACACGAGCGACGAUGAUCGCCCGAUAUUCGGACAGACGAGGGGGACGCCGCUGGCCACGGGCAAGAAGAGCAGCAGACCCAGGACGCGCACGUCGACGGCGGCCGCCAAGAAAAGGAGCGGGGCAGGCAAGUCGGCCCCCCCUCCCGCUCCCGCUGCCGCUGCGGCGGUGGCGGCUGCCCCCGUGCGUGGCCGAGAUGGCGCCUCCCCUCCCCUCCUAAUCCCCCUCCACAAGUUCAUCCGCCCCCGCCCCGUUGUGCCAGAGAACCGUCUGCCCGGCCGCGCUGACAAAGGCAGAGACAAGAAGAAACGGCCUGCCAAACAACAGCAACAGCAUCAGGAGGGCCAGCAGCAGGAAGAGGCCGACCGUGCGAUGAUGGACAUAGUGGCCGCAGAGCGGAGGGAUCGUUAUCAGCAGAGGAAGCUGCGCAAGAUGAGGGCGAUGGGUGAGGGGGACGGUGCUGACGGUGAGGGUGGGGGUCGCCGCCAGCCACAGAGAAGGGCCAAGAGCAGCAGGGCCGGCAUUUCAUAUGUCGACGACUUCGACAUCAGGAACCUCUUCGAAGGCAACGAGAUGGGCGGCCGAGGGCCGCUACGGUCACCACCACCACCACCACCACUACCCUGUUCAGGUGACGAUGCACCACCCCACCCCGUGCCGGCAGCAGUUGCAGAGAUCGUCUAUCCGCCCCCUCCCCCACCCCCGCCCCCAUACCAUGAGGAUGACGACGACGAGCCCCCUCCUCGCCCUUUCGCUGGACCUCCCGGGUUCCAUCCGCCGGUCAGUCAGGGAAAGGGGAGAGGGGAAAGCCUUGAGUGGUGCACUGAUUCUCUGGUGCAUUCUGAUUGAUGGUGUGAUUGUUUCGCCUCUUGCUUGCAGACUGGGGAUAAUGGAGCUGGGAGAUACGGCCGUCCACGGAGGGGGGAGCUGAGAGCACUGCCUCACCUGUUUGGCGGCCAUCGACUCCCGCCAUGGCGAGGACAGCAGGCUGCGGCUGGGGCGCCCGCAGCAGCUGCUGCCGCUGAGCCGAUGAUGCCUCAGAGCGACCUUCGUGGGCGAGGGGACAUGCAGAUGAUGCAGUUGGAUGCUCGAGGAAUGCGGCCGCUUGCGGACCACUUCGUCGACCCGCCGCCGGCCAAUCUGCCGCAUCGGCACUCCCCAGUAUCGCCACCCUCCCCAUCGGCAGCAGCUGCUGCUGCACCUUCACCCCAAUCACCGCCACAGCCUCUGUUGGAGCUAGCAGCAGUCGAGUCAUCGGUGGCAGCUGCUGCCUCGCCUCCCCUCCAGCAGCACAGGGGAAUGCGCGUCGACAUGAUGCCUCCCUCACUCCAGCCACCACCUCUGAGUCGGAGGGGACCAGCAGCAAUCCAUGCACCAGCGGCAGGUGUUGCUGCUGCCCCCCUGCUGCGCUCACCUAACACCCAGAGCCCCCCGAACUUCCCCUACCCACCGCCAGCAGCUGCUGCAGCUGCUGCUGCUGCAGCAGAAGGUGGCCGGCCGUCGCGUGGGGACGUAGCUGCGGGGAACGGUGUGGAGGAGUAUCUCUUUGGCGAGGGGGAUCGCGUGAGGUCGCUGGAGAGGAAUGGGGUCUUCCAGCACUACCGUCAGCACAUCAGGGUGAUGCCGGUCACCAUUGAGGGGCAGCCGGCACAUAGGAGGUGCAUCUGCAGGGCAAUACAGGUACCUGGGGGGGUGCUGACUUUGCACUGCACAGGGAGGGAGGGAGGGAGGGAAAGAUGAUAGGCUACGAUUGUUGUUUGUCCGUCGGCCUUUUGCGUGUGCAGGGUUGCGACGCCAAUGAACCCAAGGUGACGCAGAAGGCGUGCUCGCGGGCCCUCAGAGAGAUCGACAUGAAGGUGAGAGAGAGAGCGAGAGAGAGCACAGCAAUCGCAUCGCUCACCCUGUGUGUCGGUGCUGCCUUCCUUCCAAUUUGCUCGUCUCGUCCCGCGUCCCCCCCGUGCACUGCAGGUGGCCUGCAAAUUCUGCGGGCAGGAGUGUGACGCCGACUGCUACUUCUGCUGGAUAGCCAUGUGCCCGAAGCUCAAGCAGUGGAUCAAAGAGGGGCAGGACAGCUUCGUCUGUGUGUCCUGCCGCGUCAUGAUGGCUGUGAGUGAGCAGGGAGGCGGGCGGGGGUGGGGGAGGCAGCAGGGAAUAAUGAGUGGGAACACACACACACACACACACACGCGCUCAUGGAUACCUCUGUGUGUGUGUGUGUGUGAUUGUGAUGUUCAGGAUGUGUUCAACAUGCCUGAGGGGAUCUUGGCUGUCAAGGUCUAUCGCAAUCUGGCCGAGGGCACCAAGGACCACAUCGACGACCACAUCAACUUCACCCUGCCACCAGGUAGGUACCACACACACCCACACGCACCCACGGGCAGUGCAUAUCACAAAGCAAGCGUCCCUGUGUGAGUGUCUGUCUGCAGACAUGGCCGGCCGUGCCCUUCGUCUGUAUGGCUUCACCUUCUUCGACCCCCCGCCAAGGGACAAGACCUACGGAGUGGUUAACUUCCAGCCGCACGUCAAGUGGCCGGCCAACGGCGUCAAGCUCUCGGUAGCACAACACACACAUCAUCCACUCAAUACACCACACCACAUCCAUACAUCACCCCUCGGUGUGUGUGUGUGUGUGUGCCCGUCAGGUCGGCAGGAGCGGUGAUGUUCCGCUCAGGGGCCCCUGGUCGUGCGUGAUACCCAAGCCGGACAGCAACAGCAACACCGCGGCGCAGUACGGCCCCCGGAGGCCUGACAAGCCCAUCCGUGUGGGGGGAGUCGACCUGCGGGCUGGCGGCAAGUACUGCCUCCGUGUUGAGGACCACAUAGAGCGGGUCAGUCAGUGUUUCCACAUCACCAUCACACACACAGACGCCAUUCAUUGCGCCCCUGCAUUCGUUCGUGUGUUUGCCUAUGUGUGUGUGUGUGUGUGUGUGUGUCAGGACGGUCCGAAUGCGCUCAUCCGGACCCCCUUCAUGGUGGUGGUGGCCGUCACGCGACCAGGCACAGCGGCGAGCAUCGUCGACAUGAUCACACGUCACUCCCAUAUUGGCAGAAACACGUGCAGACAGAAGGUAGGUGAGGAGGGCGAGGAGACACAGACAAGCGUGAAGGUCCAUAUAUGUGUGUGUGGUAUGUGGCCGUCUUGUUUGUGCAGUUGUUGUCGAUGCUGCGGACGGCUGAUGCGGCGGCCCACCAGGUGGACGAUGACAUCGAGGUGGCUGGAGAGGCACAGACGCUGAGCCGGCGGGACCCCGUCACCAUGGAUGACAUCAAGGUCCCCGUCAGGGGGCGGGACUGCAAGUCAGUGAGCAUACCAUAUCAUCCAUCCAUCCAUCUAUGCAUCCGUCUUUCACUCACUGUGUGUGGUCACUGUGUGUCAUCCAUUUAGGCACCUCGAGUGCAUCGAUUUGCAGCCGUUCGUCGACAUGGCCAAGAAUAACGACAGCAGGUGGAUUAAUGACGCCACACACAGCAGACACAGCAGACCAGGAGGAUCCAGAAUGUCAUCCCUCCUGCCGCAUGUGUGUCUGAUGUAUGGGUGCGCGUGUGUGUGUUUCAGCGGCUUCAAGGGUCGCUGGAAGUGCCCCCAGCAGGGCUGCAAUGCGUCCCUCUACCCCUGGGACAUCUACAUCGACGACUUCGUCAGCCACCUCCUAAACCACAAACACAGAAAGGCGGACGAGGCAACAAACAAAGAUACCCACACCCACACCUUACCCCUCUCAGCAGUCAGUUUUUUGUCAUGUGUGUGCUGUCUGUCCAGGUGGUCUUCCGGCUCGUCUUCCGGCUCGUGGACAACGAGCUCGUCAUCACGCCUUCAGGCCAAGGCGACGCACGGCCAUCUGCCCCUCUACCACCACCACCACCAGCUGCAGCUGCCGCCUUCCCGCCACCGCCUCUAUCGCAGAUGCCCCAAUCAUCGAUGAUGGCCGCUGCAGACCCCUACCCACCAGCACCAGCGCCACCACCAGCAGCGGCUGCAGCAGCGGGAGGCGUGUCGAGACGUCAGAGCAUGGGACAGCAGGAGGGUCUCGGGGAUGAUGAGGUCAUCUGUGUGGAUCUCGACGACGACUGACUCAGAGAAGAAGGGAUGGGGGCGAGGGGGGUGAUGGUCAGAGGAUGCAGCAAUGUGAAUGGGCAGCAUGGCCACAUGACCCUUUUUGCACCGUGUGAUGUGUGCUGUUGGGUGGCCGGGAUGUGCACUCGUGAAUGAGCGGAUGGAUGUGUGUAAGCCUUUCGCUCGCUAGAUGACCCUUCUUGCUUGGUCGCCCCUUGGCUGGCCCAAUGUGCUGUCUGUCUGUCUGUCUGCCUCUCUGCCUGGAUUUGAUACACACUCGCUGUGAAGAGUAUGACUUGACGGAUGGAUGCACUGAGUCAUACAUAGAUUUAUCACCUGACUGACGCCACAAAUCACUCCC